This is a messenger RNA of Cuculus canorus (common cuckoo), 4698 nucleotides long. It is a transcript of the gene DIRAS2, whose product is annotated as DIRAS family GTPase 2. The transcript has 2 exons. Lineage: Eukaryota; Metazoa; Chordata; Aves; Cuculiformes; Cuculidae. Gene Ontology annotation, biological process: signal transduction. Gene Ontology annotation, cellular component: plasma membrane. Gene Ontology annotation, molecular function: GTP binding; GDP binding; GTPase activity. The coding region runs from base 374 to 973 and encodes 199 amino acids. The record is from RefSeq and is a predicted model, not a curated record.
GAUGAGCUUUGCAGUCGCCAUUUAGGCAUUAGCACCAGCAAAGGCUAGAGUCAGUCCAUCCGUAAAAGCAGAUAGAGGCUGCUCUCAAGCCAACAAAGGCACUGAGGAGAAAGCGGGAGAGGAGCAGAGCUGCCAAAACACAGCCUCCGAGCACAGAGCAGGCAGCAGCCACCACAGGGUGCAAGGCAAAGCAGCAGGAGACCGAGCUGCAGCCCGCCUGAUUAAGGCAGGGAAUCCCUUCUGCUGGAGGAAACCCAGGACAAGACGGGGAGAACAGCUGGUGCAAUGACAGGCAGAAACUGAAGAGCAUUUGGAGAUUUCUGUUCCUAUACAGGUUUUUCCCUCUAGUUGAGCAACAGACACACUGAGAAACAUGCCCGAGCAAAGCAAUGAUUACAGGGUUGUUGUGUUUGGAGCUGGAGGAGUUGGCAAAAGCUCCUUGGUCUUGAGAUUUGUGAAGGGCACUUUCAGAGAGAGCUACAUCCCUACCAUUGAAGACACCUAUCGACAAGUGAUCAGCUGUGAUAAAAGCAUAUGCACUUUGCAGAUAACUGAUACUACAGGGAGCCAUCAAUUUCCAGCCAUGCAACGUCUUUCUAUUUCUAAAGGACAUGCUUUCAUUUUGGUUUAUUCUAUUACCAGCCGUCAGUCCUUGGAGGAACUCAAACCAAUCUAUGAACAAAUAUGCCAGAUUAAAGGAGACAUAGAAAGCAUUCCAAUAAUGCUGGUGGGGAACAAGAAUGAUGAGAACCAAAAUCGAGAGGUGGAUAGCAGUGAAGGAGAGGCCAUGGCUAAGAAGUGGAAAUGUGCCUUCAUGGAGACCUCUGCCAAGAUGAAUCACAAUGUGAAAGAGUUAUUCCAAGAACUGCUAAACCUAGAGAAACGCAGGACUGUGAGUUUACAAAUCGAUGGCAAAAAAAGCAAGCAGCAGAAGAGGAAAGAGAAGCUGAAAGGCAAAUGUGUGGUAAUGUGAAAUUACACUGUCAGAAGUCAGUCAUGCAGUCUUACUUGUCUGAUAAUACCCAUUUGAAACCUAUGGACAGCAAACAACCAUGCAAGACCCUAUUUAUUAGUAUCUGUUUUAAAAGAAAUACUUGGAAUUUGAAAAGAUGGAUUACUAUGGUUACUAUGAAAAAAAAUCCUGCAUUUAAAAAAUUGUGUAUUCUAGCUAUCAGAUAAAAAAAAUAUCAGGAAGUAAAAGAAAGAAGGGUCAGGAUAUCUACUUUUGUAAUUUACAGAAGAAAAGAAAUUUCAACCUUAUCAUCAAGUGAAAGAUUUGGAAAGUUAACUUCAUAUUACUUAUAUUUGCAUAUAACUACAAGAAAAGGCAACAUACAAUAUUAGAAGAAAAACAAAGAGAUGACUAUGAAGAAAGAACAUAUAAAUGCAUGCUAGGUGGUGUUACAUUCUUAAGAAUGCUGUGGACAAACAGUUCUGUGCAAUUUUCUUUACUGACUGGUGGGGCAGAGUGCAUCAGUUUUAGAUCUGCCAAAUAAGUGAACUGUAUCACAUUAAAGGAAGUGCGUGGGUAUCACAGUUAAAUGGGACAGUUAUUCUCUCCAUACCCCAGCAUGAAAUACUUUUCUAGUAUGACGUGGUGCUUGAACUGAAGCAUGAGAAAAAGCCAGUCCCUGUAGGAGAGAUGAAGAUCACCUUUUCUGGACCCAUCACUUCAAGAACGAGCUGUGUUUCUGGCCCCAAUAUAUUUCAGAAGAGCAGAUGUUUGCCUGUAGAGAAUGUCUAAUUAUAUGAAAAUAGUGUACAUAUACAAACAGAGAGCUUCCCCAGGGAGGAUGGAAUGAGGAGUGCCCUACAAAACCUCUGUGGGAAAGGCUCACUUUAAAUGCUGCUGAUUGUUAAAUAAACAUAUGGUAUGAUUAGUGAAUGAACAGAAAGUCUACUGAAGUGGUAGUACUCUUGGAGAGAGGUCAGUGUAGUAUAAAAAAUUUUUCUUCAAAUUACCAGAUUAGCUGAGUAAAAUUUCUGUACAUUACUGUAUUGCAAUUAGAAUGGGUUUGCAUUCGUGCACUGCUAGUUGUACUGCCUUUAUAUUGUCUAAAUGAUUUUGUAUAUACUAUUUAAACUCACGAUUUGAACUGCUGUGACUAUUUAUAGAACCAAAUCCUAUAUCUGGAGUUAAGGCCCACAACAGUAUCUGAAAGAAGAUUUACUGGGAUAGGUACUAUGGGAUUUGGCAUAUUAAGAGUUACAGUCAGUACUGCAUUAUAAUGCAAUAUAAAGUUCAGAAUAGAAAAAAAUGGUUUAAACCACUAUGUCAGGGAAACUACUCUUCUCAAAACCUUUGAAAGGGGAAAAUACGUACAAAAUGUGAGCUUUUCUCGAUCUCCCUCCAAAGCUUUUUUAAAUACUAUAUGAAUGAUUAAAGUAUGUAUCCUAGCGAUAAUAAAGAUCAUCUACAAUGAAAGAAGCACACACAUUUUUUAUAGGACACAUCAAAACUGUAUAAGCUACAAUUUGCACCUUAGGAACUGCUUUGAAAUAAUGAAAACAAACUACCAUAUUUUUGGUGUUUAUGUCAAAAUCAUACUAUAGGAAAAUGCAGUAAAGUAGUAUUAUUAGCAUGCAUGCUGUUGCUUUACAAAUACUUUCUAGGAACUGUUCAAAUGCAGCAUUCAUAUCAAAAAAUGUUAUAUUGUUUGUCUCAGACUUAUUGCUUGUUUACCUUCCACCUUCCAAACAAAAGGGUAAACAUUUCACAGGCCGUGUGAUAAUUUCUUUGAGCAGGAAUUGUUAUUAGCGCUGCCUAGAAAGGAGGAGAAGUUUUAUCAUUCACUCAGAAGAAAUUCUGACAGUGUUAAACUCAAGUGUAAAACUCCUACUGAUUUCAAGGAUGACAGAAUUUUGUGUGAUUGCUCCAUUGCAUUAGAAGAAAAUAUUGGAGAAAGCAUGAAAAAAAGCUAAGGCUCUCCUCAACAAUUAAUUCCUGGCUCCUAUCUAACACUUUUUCUCCAUAGAUCUUAAAGCACGUCACAAAAAGGGUGGAUAGUGUCAUUAUCUUAACAUCUCAGGUGGUAAAACUGAGGCAUGAAAAGAGGAAGCAACUGCACAUAGGUUACCCAGAAGGCUAGCGGCAGACUCAGGAACUAAAGCAGAUCUCUUUAGUCCCAGUGCAGUACUUGCUCUUUUUUUGGUCAGACUAGCUCUUCACGUUCUUAAGUAGUUUCUAAAACACAUACAGGAAACCCUUUAUGGCUUGUACAGCUAUCUGCAUCUUUUUCUUGUCAUUCUCUCAAUAGAUCAAACAGUAUUUCUGGAUUGGGGAUGCAAAACAUUUCAAAGCACUACAUUUAAUAAGACUUUUAUAAAUGUUUAUACAUCAUCUUUGUUUGUAAGCAAAUGGCUGACUAUACUCAACUUUUACAGCUUUGAAUUCCACUAGCAAAGCUGGGAAAAUCAAAUGAAUGAUGACAGUUAGGGAGUAAUGGGUCACAUAUGGAAAUCAGCAGUACAGAGGCAUUCCUCUGAUGCUAACAUGUCAGUGCAUCAUGCAUGGCACACGUCUAAGCAGCCAGCAUGGAAUAAUGAUAGAAACUCAAAAGAAGAAAGGCCACAUAGAGACAAAGAUUGUUUUAAUGUUACUACUUUUGCUGGAGGAAAUAUUUACAUAGUAAAGAAUCUUGUAGAAGUAGAAUAUAGGGGAUCUGAAUUACUCAAAAGACUGUGACUGCAAGGUUAUUCCAGGCUGAAAUUUGGCCCUGGACCUUUUUCGAAUGUGCCUCAUAGCAAGAAAAAAUAAUUGUGUUGCAAAGUGGAAAUAAAACAAGUAGCUGUUAGUUUUUAGGUUUCAGGACCAUUUCCUUUAAUUCAUAGUUGAUUCCUGACCUGCUACACUAUAAGCCAUGAAUUAUUUCAUGGACUUGCAUGUAUAAAAGCAAGGCCAGUACAGAAGCAAUAUUAGACAUGGACUACAGACUCAAAAGAGUACAUAUUUUAUAACUUAACAUCGUCAUCUUAGUUCAUACUACUAGAAUUUACAUAUUUUACAUAUUUGUGAGCUGAUUUAAAACAUUUUCUUUGCUAUUACUUAUGCAAUUAUUUUUUUUAAUACAGGGAAAAUAUUUUAAGGUAAAUAAAGAAAAUACACAGCUUUAUUCUAUUUUAUGUUUUAAUUAGGAAUGUGAUAUCACUAUAAUAAACUCUUUAAAAUGUGAAGAAAAAUACAAGAUAUUUAAAACAAGUAAGAUCUACAGUGAAUUUUAACACGUAGAAAACAUGAUCUAUACAAAAUAUCUCUUUAAAACACAUUAAUUUUAAUGUAUAUAUGAAAUGUUAAGUUAUAUAGUUACCAUGAAUAUGUGUUGUUGAGAUUUCAUUAGCAAAUAUUUUAUUCAAAACCUCUGGAUAUGAAGUCAUUUGUGCCUACAGGUUUCUAUGUUUAUGGUGAUGUUCUGGACAUACAAAAUAAAGUUUUAAAUGGAACCGCAGUUUUGGAGGAACCCUUUUUGGUGACUUGAUUGUGUUUGUUUCAUAAGUAUGUUAAGUAUAUGGUUUUGAAAAGUUGUAAAGGUAAUUCUCUAGAUCAAAAUAGAUUCCUGAAUAUUAGGCAGUGUCCUGAAGUCUUCAGCUGUACAAAUCAGAAUCCCAAGGAGUCCUAAAAGAAAGUAUUAUCUAAUAUUUACCUUUCUUUUAUUAUACUGUGGCAAACACCCACACUUUCAAAGCAAUCUACCUUCAUAA